This is a messenger RNA of Nezara viridula (southern green stink bug), 216 nucleotides long. The record is from the annotation of a GenBank genome assembly. NCBI's taxonomy places the organism in Eukaryota, Metazoa, Arthropoda, Insecta, Hemiptera, Pentatomidae.
AUGGGCGGCAGUGAAAUCAGCAACAGUGAAAAGAAGCGUGUUGUGAAGCUUGUGGACUCCGGUAGGAUGACGGUUUCCGAAGCUGCUUACCUCUGCGACAGAGCUCCAAGCACCAUCUACAGUUGGAGAAGGCAGAUGAGUACUAGUGGCGAUUCAAGGGGCAACAGAACUACGAAUAUUACAUACGUAAAUAUUAACAAUUAUCAUUAUCAUUGA